AUGCGGCAGCGUUUUGCGAGCUUUCACCGUGCACGGGCCCCAAGUGACCUGCCUGAUGUGGUUCUGGUGCUGGGUGGCACAAACGACCUCAGCCAGGUGCCGGUGACAGCCACGAUUUCCAACAUACAGGCCAUGCACGAGCUUGCUGCCUCCUGGGGCGCCAUCGUCGGGGUGCUUGCUUUGCCGCGUUUCGUCAAUCCCAAGGUGGGUUCGGCUAGAAAGCUCUAUGCGGUGAACGAUGCCCUGGCCGAGCUUGAGCAAAACUACCGCUUUCCUUCCUUCUUCGUGAACUUAACGGAAGUCUCGUCCAGGCAUCUGUACGACGGUCUGCACUUCACAUCGGAUGGGUACCUGAUCAUGGCAGAGAUGAUUGCACAGAAAGUCUGGCACUGGCUGUAA
This is a messenger RNA of Symbiodinium sp. CCMP2456, 399 nucleotides long. NCBI's taxonomy places the organism in Eukaryota, Dinophyceae, Suessiales, Symbiodiniaceae. The record is from the annotation of a GenBank genome assembly.